Molecule: messenger RNA, 4248 nt
Organism: Fraxinus pennsylvanica
Lineage: Eukaryota; Viridiplantae; Streptophyta; Magnoliopsida; Lamiales; Oleaceae
Source: the annotation of a GenBank genome assembly
AUGGAUGAAUGUGUUGUAGGUGGUGGAUUAUUGAUCGAUUAUAUGACGAGCCAAGGAGGAUCAUCAAGGAAAAGCAUGUCGUUGACCAGCUCAACGUCGCAGGUAAGAAGGAAAUCCGCCGCUGAGAAUGGAGGCGGCGGAGGAGCUGGCGAUUCCUCCUCAACUCACCGCAAGUCUAUUUCUACUUCUCGGUCUAUGGGACUUGCGGGCGAGCGGACAGUGAAGCGAUUGCGGCUGUCAAAAGCCUUGACAGUUCCUGAAACUACAAGUAUUAAUGAAGCUUGUCGUCGGAUGGCUGCUCGUAGAGUUGAUGCCUUAUUGCUGACUGAUUCAAAUGCAUUACUGUGUGGAAUCCUGACAGAUAAGGAUAUCGCUACAAGAGUUGUUGCUCGUGAGGUUAAUCUUGAAGAAACGCCUGUUUCCAAAGUCAUGACAAGAAAUCCGGUUUUUGUGCUUUCUGACACUCUUGCUGUGGAUGCCUUGCAAAAGAUGGUUCAAGGAAAAUUUAGACAUUUACCUGUUGUUGACAACGGGGAGGUUAUUGCUUUACUUGAUAUAGCAAAAUGUUUGUAUGAUGCUAUUGCUCGUAUGGAGAGGGCAGCUGAGAAGGGAAAGGCCAUUGCUGCUGCUGUGGAAGGUGUUGAGAAACACUGGGGUACAUCUGUUUCGGGUCCUAAUACAUUCGUUGAAACACUACGAGAGAGAAUGUUUAAGCCCUCUUUAUCUACAAUAAUUUCUGACAAUUCAAAGAUUGUUACAGUUGCUCCAAGUGAUACUGUUCUAGUGGCUGCACAAAAGAUGCUUGAAUUUCGAACAAGCUCAGCCAUUGUAACAGUAGAAAACAAGCCUAGGGGAAUUUUAACCUCAAAGGAUAUGUUGAUGCGAGUCAUAGCUCAAGAUCUUCCACCUGAGUCCACUUUGGUGGAGAAGGUGAUGACCCCAAAUCCAGAAUGUGCGACAGUUGAUACACCUAUUGUUGAUGCUCUUCAUACCAUGCAUGAUGGGAAAUUUUUACACCUUCCAGUCGUUGACAGAGAUGGAAUGGUUGUUGCUGUUGUUGACGUGCUUCAUAUAACUCAUGCUGCAGUAGCUACAGUUGGAAAUACUGCUGGAGUCAAUAGUGAGGCUGCAAAUACUAUGAUGCAAAGGUUCUGGGAUUCUGCCAUGGACCUAACUCCUGACAAUGAGGAAGAGACAAGAAGUGAAAAUUCCUUAAGGAUGGCUUCUGAAGGAGCAGAAACAGGUCGAUCUCUUUCAUAUUCUAUGUCUAGCGCUCCCAAUACUUUUGCUUUCAAGAUUCAAGACAAAAAGGGAAGAAUGCAUCGCUUUAAUUGUGAUACACAAAAUUUGACGGAUGUCGUAACUGCCAUUCUUCAGAGAGUAGGGGACGACAUUGAUCGUAACAACCUUCCACUGAUUCUGUACGAAGAUGAAGACCAUGACAAGGUAGUAGUUGCAUCAGAUAGUGAUCUUCAAGCAGCUGUAGACCAUGCGAAGCAAGCUGGUUGGAAGGGAUUGAGAUUGCAUUUAGAUUAUUCAGGGACCCCUCGUCGUCGGAGGGGUUCAAAUUCUGGAAGUCUUGAAUAUGCUCAAGCAGAUGCAUGGGCUUCUGCAUAUAGUGCUGUGGCAGCCGGGGCUGCGCUAGUUGCCGGUUUAGGCCCGGUUGAAUUGACUGGUGAUCAGGCCAAGAACUUGCCUACUGGGUUGGAUAAUGGAAAAAUCAGACCUUGCCCCUCAAUAAAUCCCGGCUGUGUAUCUACUAAUCCCAAGUCAUCGUCUUUUGCAUUUCCGUGGAGCAUACUGGAGAAUUCUUCAGAUAAUGCAAUUAAGAAAUUGCAAGAUGCAAUUCUUAAAACCCAGAAAAAUGUCAAGAUUCAGCUUGUUGAAGACACACCUAAUGGGCAGUAUCUGCAAGCUGAGGUGGAUGGAGGAUUUGGUCGAGACGUUCUUGAAUUUUUGGUGAAUGGAGAUGUAGUUGCAUAUCGAGCUAUGGCUACCAAAGUAACGUACAUAUACCCUUUCACAACAGCCUUGGGGGACUCAAAAGGUCAAGAAGAAAGAAUGACGAAGAUCGUGAACGAGUUAGGAUGGAAAGAAUUGCUGAUGCAUUUGCUGUGUCUGCCAUUAGAUGGGAUUGUGCACUUCCUCGAAGAUAUUCUUGGCCUUCUAUUAGCUGGUCGUAAGUUCAGAGAAAACUUCGCUAUCGCUGAGGAUUGGAAUCUUUUUUGCUCACUCAAAAAUAUCAGGUUUGCGGAGUCAAAUACGAGAAUAUCUAAAAUGGAAUGUAAUAAAGAUGAGGCUAUUAGAUGUAAAGCUAUCGCCGAGAAGAAAUUAGAUGAGGAGGACAUUGCUGAAGCCAAAAAAUUUGCUUUGAAGGCAGAAACUCUAUUUCCUACACUUGACGAGCUCUCUCAGCUCCUCAAGGUCAUUAAUUUCUAUGAUGGCUAUGAGAAGAAAAUAAAUGGAGUAGUAAACUGGUAUGGGAUUCUUGGUGUCAACCCCUUGGCUGACGUGGACACCUUGCGUAAAGCGCACAAAAGAAUGGCUCUGGCUCUUCACCCUGAUAAAAACAAGUCCUUCAGGGCCGAAGAAGCAUUCAAAAUUCUUACUCAAGCACGGAGCGUGCUGUUUGAUAAGGACAAAAAACUACAGUAUGAUCUUAAGCUGAAUUUCAGAGUUCACCAGAGGGUUUCAGUUGGAUAUCCUCCACUUCCAGUGGAUAGAAAUAUGGUUGGGAAUUUCACCAGCUGCUCGAGCUCACUGUCUGAAAGGAAUAUGGAAACUUCUGGCAAGGCCCAGAAUAUACCAACAUGCCCAAUGAAUCCGGCUACUACCAGGAGUUCACAUUACAAUCCUCCUCCACUCUGGCCAAGGUAUCAGUCAACAGCCAAUGGUGGACAACAUAUUCCCACUCAUCAAAAGACUCCAGAAACAGCCACCUGGUCUCAGUUUGUUCCCACUCCACCUCGGCACAUGACUCCAGAAGCUGCUGCCAAUUUUCUUUAUGUUCAUGUUCAAAAAGUUACUUCUGCUAGUGAGCAGUACACGAGCACGAAGGAGUUGUCUCAAUCUGAACUUCGUAUCAUGCUGAUGAGAAAGGCAAAGAAAGAAAUCCUUGAGAAGCUAAACCAGUGGAGCAUUGGUGCUGAACUUGAAUCUGCAAAUGAGAAGGGCAUGAAGAUGGAAAAGGAGCAGACAUCAGCCGUUAAUGAUUUGAAGAUUCAUAAAAAUAAAGGUGCUUCUUUACUUUGUUCCAGCAAGACAGCCCAGCCUCAGAACUCUUCCAUGUGUGAUGGCACUGGUGAGUUAAAUGAAAAUGUUGAAGAAACCGUGUCGAUGAGCGUGCCAGAUGCAAAUUUUUGCAAUUUUGACAAGGACAGAGUAGAGGCAUCUUUUUCUAAAAACCAAGUUUGGGCUCUAUAUGACGACGAUGAUGGCAUGCCACGUUACUAUGCACUCAUCCAUGAUGUCAUGUCUAGAGAGCCAUUCAAGAUGGAGAUUAGUUGGCUGAACUCAAAAAGCACUGCUGAAUUUGGCCCCCUCAACUGGGUAUCUUCUGGCUUUGCCAAAACUAGCGGUUAUUUCAGAGUUGGAAAGCCUGUAGUUAAUAAGAAUUUGAGUUCUUUCUCGCAUCAGGUUAAGUGGAGAAAAGGUGCUAGAGGGGCAAUCCAGAUUUUUCCAGCAAAAGGAGAUGUCUGGGCUUUGUAUAGGAACUGGUCCGUGGAUUGGAAUGAAUUCACUGAAGAUGACGUGAUACAUAAAUACGACGUCGUGGUGAUUGUUGAAGAUUACAUUGAAGACAAUGGUGUCGUUGUCUCUCCUUUGAUAAAAGUUGCUGGCUUCACGUCAGUUUUUUGCCAGCAUUUGGACCCAAUGGAAUUCCGUACAGUUCCAAGAGAAGAGAUGUUUCGAUUCUCUCAUCAGGUCCCGUCAUACGUGCUGACUGGUCUUGAAGCUCAAAAUGUUCCAAAAGGUAGCUGGGAUCUGGAUCCUGCUUCUCUCCCUUUGGAACUUCUUCAACCCGAAACAGAAUCCAAGGCACUGACAGAUACUGAGAAUCCAUUGAAAUGUAAACAGUUGGAUGGAAGCAGUGAGGAAAAGAACGAAUCAAGCAGCAAGGUUAACGCAAAUACAGAGGAUGGUGGAGCUUCUGAAAAUGCCAAGCGUGGUUUCGAGAAACCAUUUUUGACAUAUACAAGAAGAGGCAAGAAAAUGAAGAUGGUCGGAGAUACUGAUCGUGCUAAGUAG